This is a messenger RNA of Pararge aegeria (speckled wood butterfly), 2939 nucleotides long. RefSeq names its product transmembrane protease serine 9-like. NCBI's taxonomy places the organism in Eukaryota, Metazoa, Arthropoda, Insecta, Lepidoptera, Nymphalidae. Gene Ontology annotation, molecular function: serine-type endopeptidase activity. The coding region runs from base 1 to 2658 and encodes 885 amino acids. Gene Ontology annotation, biological process: proteolysis. The transcript has 16 exons. The record is from RefSeq and is a predicted model, not a curated record.
AUGAAGCUAGCUGUGAUUUUGGUGUCUUUGCUAGCUUGGGCAUCGGCCAAAUCGUUCAACUUCGAUUAUUCCGAUUUUAACACCGCUUAUGGAUAUUUGACCAAAUAUGGAAUCCCAGAAGGAGAGAGGAUACAAAAGGCUGAAGAAGAAUAUUUAAAGAGUCAAUCAUCAAGAAUCGUGGGUGGUUCUCCUUCCUCGCACGGACAAUUCAAUUAUCAGGCCGGCUUAAUCUCGGAUAUCAUCGGAAUUACUGGUAGAGGCGUUUGCGGCGGUUCCUUAAUUAGCACCGACCGAGUCCUCACAGCAGCUCACUGUUGGUUUGAUGGCAGGAAUCAGGCUUGGAGGUUCACGAUUGUACUUGGCUCCACACUGCUCUUCAGUGGUGGAACGAGGACCGAGUCCUCAGAAGUUGUAAUGCACCCAAAUUGGUUUCCCCAAUUGAUUCGCAAUGACAUAGCUGUUAUUCGCUUAACUUCUCCGGUGAGACUUUCAGCUACCAUUGGCACUAUAUCUUUACCAUCUGGGUACCAACUAAAUGAAAACUUUGAUGGAGCUCAAGCUACUGCGUCAGGCUUUGGGAUAACCGAAGAUGGUGGUGGUAUAUCCGCUGAUCAAUUCUUGAGUUAUGUACGUAUGGAUGUGAUUUCAAACCUACGAUGCUCAUUGACCUAUCCUCUUAUUCUUCAACCAUCAAAUAUCUGUACGUCGACAACCGGCGGAAAAAGCACCUGUCGAGGAGACUCCGGCGGUCCUCUUGCAAUUGAAAGGAACGGAGAACACAUCCUUAUUGGUAUUACCUCGUUUGGAUCCGCUCUCGGCUGUGAAAUUGGCAUCCCAGCUGUCUUCGUCAGGGUAACAUCUUACACGGACUUCAUAGCGGGUGGCAAAUUGCAGAACGUGUUUCUUGCAUGCCCUGCGAAGUUCCGCUCGAUGGUACCUAUAACCACCAUCAUGAAGUUACUAGUACUUCUUGUAUCUUUAACGGCGUUCGUUUCGGCGGGCACUGUGCCUGAUUAUACUAAAUUCAAUCCCGCUUACGGAUACUUAACCAGAUUCGGUAUCCCAGAAGCCGAAAGAAUUCAAAAGGCUGAAGAAGCUUACCUAAACAGCCUGAAGUCAUCGAGAAUUCUUGGCGGGAGACCUGCCGCACCAGCGCAAAUUCCUUAUCAGGUGGGUCUCAUCUCUGAUAUAGUCGGCACUACCGGCAGAGGUAUAUGCGGUGGCAGUCUCCUUAAUGAUAGACGUAUCCUCACUGCUGCCCACUGCUGGUUUGAUGGACGAAACAUUGCAUGGCGGUUUACCGUAGUACUCGGCUCCAACACACUCUUUUCCGGAGGAACCAGAUUAACUACAAGCGCCGUCACCACCCAUCCGGAAUGGUUUCCGUGGUUAAUCCGGAACGACAUCGCCAUGGUUGUCUUACUCAAUCCUGUAAGACUAUCACCCUCAAUUUCACCUAUUGCUUUACCUUCUGGAAGACAACUAACCAACAACUUUGCAAACAGUCAAGCCACUACUUCUGGAUUCGGAUUAAUUGACAAUGAGUCUACAAUUUCGGAGAAUCAGGUUUUGAGCUACGUACGGGUCAAUGUUGUUCCAAACAAUAUUUGUAGUUUGGGAUACCCCACCAUCAUACAAGACCACCACAUUUGCACUAGCACUGCAAGAGGUGCAGGACCUAGCCAGGGAGACUCUGGUGGCCCGCUCGUGACUGAAGACGGUGGCAGACUCAUUCUUAUUGGCGUUACAUCGUUCGGAUCUACUAUGCCGCUGCAAGUACCGUCUGUUUCUACCAGAGUCACGUCAUUCAUUGAAUUUAUCUUGCAAACCGGAACUGUGCCGGAUUUUUCUGAACUGAAUCCCGUUUACGGGUACAUAACCAAGUAUGGCAUCCCUGAAGCCGAAAGAAUUCAAAAGGCUGAAGCGGCCUACCACAGCCGUGUGUCAUCAAGAAUUCUUGGCGGAAAUCCUGCUGUACCAGCCCAAAUCCCUUAUCAGGUAGGUCUCAUCUCCGAUAUCGUGGGCAACACCGGAAGAGGAGUAUGCGGCGGCAGUCUUAUUAGUGAACGAAAAGUCCUCAGUGCGGCCCACUGCUGGUUUGAUGGACGCAACCAUGCAUGGAGGUUCACUGUUGUUCUUGGAUCAAACUUUCUCUUCACCGGGGGAACCAGAUUAACAAGCACCACCGUCGAAACCCAUCCCGAAUGGAUUCCAUGGCUCAUCAGAAAUGACAUUAUGAUAAUUACAAUCAGAUCUGUGACGCUUUCAGCCACCAUCGGCGUCAUUCCACUACCUCCUGCGAGUCUAAUAAACGAGGACUUUGCUGGUAGUCAUGCUACCACCUCUGGUUUUGGAUUAAUCGACGGUGGUUCAAUUGCGUCUGAUCAGUUUUUGAGCUACGCGCGGGUCAGUGUCAUUACGAACAGUGCGUGUAAUUUGGCAUUCCCAACCAUCAUCCAAGACAGCCACAUUUGCACUAGUACUUUAGGAGGAUCCGGACCAAGCCAAGGUGACUCGGGUGGCCCACUUGUGGCUGAAAGGGGUGGCAGAAUCCAUCUGAUUGGUAUUACAUCAUUCGGAUCUGCUUUGUCACAUUUGCUACCAGCUGUUUACACCAGAACUACAUCAUUCCAUGAAUUCAUCCAAGCUAAUUUGUAAAACUAGCCUGAUUUUUUUCAAUAAUUAUAUCUCGUUAUAGUUACUUUGAAGAAGUAAAGAUAUUAACAUUUCAUCAGUUAUUUUAUUACUUAACCUAUGCCCUUUGGUUAUACCCGCGUCAACUAUGGUUCGUUGCGUGAUGCUAUAAAACCGUUAACAAUAAACUGUAUCCCUAACGCUAAAAGAUUUUCUUAAAUCGGACUGGUGCUACAAACCAACUGUUCCGUAAAAUAAUAAAGAUAAAGAUGCAACUUUUUACAACACACACAAAUAAUUUUGUC